GCGUCUACUUUGGCAAAGGGAGGGGCUGUAUUCUGAAUCUUCGUCGGCCGCCCGCAUACGCUACACCUUACAGUACACCCACUCCAGUUCCCAGGAUAUGGACAGUGUGUGAAACUACAGAACACUUAUUUGCAAGGGAUCACUUCCUGUGCAGCUGGGACAAAUUCAACCUACAUCAUUUGUCUAAACAUACUCGAUGCAGUGAAGUCAUCAGAAGUAUGGAUGAAGUAUUUGGCAACAGCAGCAGUGACACUGUGAUGGAGGCUGAGCUAUCCCAAGUGCUGGAGACCAUCCGUCAUGACAUAGCAUCUCUCCAUCACCACCACCAGCCCCAGUCGUCUACCAGUAACACAACUGUUGCCCACACCAUCAGUCAUACACAAGCGACAACGAUGCCUUCACACAUUAGAGCUGAACCAUUGACCUGUUCAGAGCAACGGGCAGUAGUUCCUAGAAGUUGCAGGGGCACAAACUUGCCUGGUGUUGGUGGGAUUCGUCCAGUACCAUACCCAAGGGUCAUCUCAGUAGCCACUCCAUCCCUUAGACACACUCAAUCAGCUGUAGAAUCUAGAGUGCCCCAAUCCUCAAAUUCCCCAAGGCCAAGAGCCUUCAGCACCAGUGCCUCUCCACAGUCACACUCCUAUGUUAAUAUCCAAGCCUGCCGCCCUGUCUCCACUUAUGACAAUGUUCCGGAACUAGCUGUGCCAGUGACCAAACCAUCCACACCCCUCCUGACACUGCAUACAUCAUUGCCAAAGUACAUGAAUGUGCCUUUAUCUCCACGUCACAGCAGUAGUGCCCCAACUACACCUCAAAGAGGAACUAGUAAGCAGUUCCUACAUCACAGUUAUAUUGAACUGUGGUCUGGGAUUCAGGAGGAACGAGAUUCCCUCAGUGACAGUGAGUGUGAAGAUUUGAAGCGAUCCUUCCAAAGCUCUCAGACACCCAACAGUCAUCCCUCCCCAGGUUAUGUGCAGAUGACCUCACCAUUUAUCAAGAGUCCUCAGGUGACUAGUCCCUUCAAUGGGUCAGUACUGGCAGACUUUGCAACAAAGCUGGCUUCUUAUGCUGGACAACAACCCAGAAAUAUCUUCUGUCCUUUUUGCCCAAGAUACUUUGGUUAUGAAAAAAGUCUGAGCAGUCACAUACACAAGUCACACAGGGUGGAGAUGAACUCUAUGGUAGAGAAUUUGUGUAAUGACAUGGUACUGCAGAUCUGUCCCAUUUGUCAAGCUCAAUUUUACAACAGCUCUGUUCUACCUAAGCACCUUAUAGACUUCCAUCGGUCUUCAGUCAUUGACAUCCUUGAAAAACAUUCAUGCAUAAAAUCAGAUGCUAUGGGAAUUCACUGUCCUUUUUGUACCAAGAUGGUUCCACAUGAUACAACAGGUGAGCAGGUGUUGCUCUAUCAUAUGCAGCAACUGCACAUGUCUGACUAUAAUGCCAUGAUUGAAAAGAAAUUCAAACCUUAUUCAGCAACCAGCUUAGAAUCCCUAAUAAGUCCGUCUUCAGAAGAAGUUGCUGACACUGGGAAAUUUCAACCUGGGCUGACCUCCACUCCUGGUCUUAGUAACAGGUUGGGAACAAUGGCAUUAGCAGUGCAAGCUCUUAACUUGGAUACUACUUGGUCCUCACAUACUGGGACCUUAAGGUCACCACUACCACCGCCACCUCCAAAACCAGCGGUCACUGAAGAAGACCCAAAAUCCCAAACAAAACUAGAUCAAGAGAAAAGUCAACAGCUGGCUUCUUCAACAAGCAAAGGAAUCCUGCGCCAUCAGAGUGCAUUGGGCAGAAAGCCAAGUGUAAAACGGGAGCUAAGAUUUAGUGUUCCUCCAGUCACCAGUGAAGAGGUGUUUGUGCCAGAAUCCCCAGACCCACCUACGACAGAGUCUUCUGCUUCUGGAUCCAAGCAUCAACAACACCAGAGCUGUGAUGAUGAUUUCAAAAAGGUCAUUCCAGUCAGAGUAGAUAGUCUGUCUGCUAUUGAUUUUGUGGACCUGACAACAAAGAAUAGUGCACCGAAGAGGCGAAGAUUGGGUCUUGGUCUACGUUCCAGGAAGGCUUUUAAGAAGAAAGAUAAAGAAAAUGUAGGGGAACGAGAACUGAACAGCCUAGCUUCUGAAGCCUCAAAACUAGCGAGUUGUGGUAAAAAGCAAGACACAGUUACCUCAACAGUCAGAGCUCAAGGCACAAGAACUUUCCGUCGACCUAAGCCUGUAUCAGUGCCUCGUGUACCUGAACUACCCCCAGCCACCAAGAGGAGUGAUGGUGUGACAGCAUUAGGAUCAACAAGUAAAGCCAUUAAGAAAGAAGAAACUGAUUCCCCCUUCAUCAACCUCAAGUUGUAUUCCCCUCUCAGAAUGUUUCGUUGUAAUGGUUGUCACGUCAAAUUCUGUGACAAUGAAUCUCUGAGUGGUCAUAUUGGGAUGCGCCACAAGGGGCUGUUGCACCUACUAAGGCCUCAGUAUGGCUGUGGUGUAUGCUCUGCCAAAUUCUUUGAAAACAAGUACUUAGUGAAGCAUUGUUUGCAACAUCACACCUCUCUUUUGGAAAUCCGCAGCCCAUGUAAACACAAAGUUUCAGUAUAUAGGUUUCCACAGGACUGAUAAAAAUGUUAUUAUAAAAAUUAUAAAGAUCAAAUACAAGAAAAGUGUGUUUAUUGUGUAAGUAUAUUUUGCCAGCUGUAACUGACAUCAAUUUAGCUUUUGAAUUCAAUUACAGCCACUGUAUAGCAAAAAAUGUAUGUACCACACACACACACACACACACACACACACACACACACACACACACACACACACACACACACACACACACACACACACACA
Messenger RNA from Portunus trituberculatus (swimming crab), 2831 nucleotides. RefSeq lists its product as uncharacterized. Gene Ontology annotation, biological process: regulation of transcription by RNA polymerase II. Gene Ontology annotation, molecular function: DNA-binding transcription factor activity, RNA polymerase II-specific; RNA polymerase II transcription regulatory region sequence-specific DNA binding. Lineage: Eukaryota; Metazoa; Arthropoda; Malacostraca; Decapoda; Portunidae. The record is from RefSeq and is a predicted model, not a curated record. Gene Ontology annotation, cellular component: nucleus.